Molecule: messenger RNA, 1126 nt
Organism: Drosophila ananassae
Lineage: Eukaryota; Metazoa; Arthropoda; Insecta; Diptera; Drosophilidae
Product: mitochondrial 2-oxodicarboxylate carrier
Exons: 1
Coding region: 173-1081 (302 amino acids)
Source: RefSeq, a predicted model, not a curated record
UAUAUCGAAGUACCGAAUCAAGGCAUCUGUCAACAACAAAAUUUAGAUAAAUAUGUGAAACAAAAAACCUUAUAAAUAAUUCUCACAUAAAUGCUUCGUUUUUAAAUCUUUCGCAUGGAUUGUUUUUUAGCAAGAUGAUAGGCGAAAUUUCUAAAUUUCUCUUGCCCUUCAAAUGCCAUCGCUGCCAUUUGAGGCGCCGCCAAGAAGGCAAGCCACCUUUCACUUCAUCGCUGGCGGCACCGCUGGCUUCCUAGAGAUAAUCUCUUUCCAUCCUCUGAACGUGGUCAAAAACCGAAUGCAAUUGCAGGGAGACAAGCCGUUCCAAGGUGAGCUAACCUACCAUGGGUCGCUCGAUGCCAUGGCCAAGAUGUAUCGAUAUGAGGGGCUGAGCGCCUUUUGGAAGGGAGUCGUGCCGCCGUUAUGUGUGGAAACACCGAAGAGGGGUCUAAAGUUCCUGGCCUACGAGGCGAUGACGCGGCACCUCAAGUUUGGAAGCCCGACACCGACACCACUGAUAUAUGCAAUGACCGGAGCAUUUGUUGGAGCCCUGGAAUCGAUCCUCACGAAUCCUUUUGAAGUGGUUAAGAUCACGCAACAGGCACAUCGACAACAGCACCUGGAUUCCAUGAGGGUGGUAAAAUACAUAAUCCGCAAGCAGGGCUUUGGCUCAGAAGGUCUAUAUCGCGGCCUCUAUGCCCUCAUGGCACGCAAUGCCAUAUUCAACUUCGGCUAUUUCGGCAUUUACAAUAGUGUCACUCAUAGUUGCAACAUGUCUGAGAAUCCUUUCGAGAAGUUCUUUUUAAAGUGCUUUCUUGGAAUGUUUGCCAGCGGCGUUGGCUGCUUUCUAAGCAUCCCUUUCGAUGUGGCCAAGUCCCGGAUCCAGGGUCCGCAGCCGGUCAAGGGAGAGAUCAAGUACCGGUGGACCAUUGAAACUCUAAAAACAACGGUUCGGGAGGAGGGCUUCCGGGCGCUGCUCAAAGGUCUAGCUCCAUCAUUGCUGCGGUCUGUUCCAGGCGGGGCCCUCCUAAUUGUGACCUAUGAAUAUAUUUACGACAUACUUCUUGACUCCUUCGCAAAAUAGUUUACGCACUUUGUAUUCCAAUAUUAAAAAAAACUUGUCAAAAUU